GCCGGGCCCGGCGGGGCGCCCUCCGCGCAUGCGCGGGGCGGAUGUUAGCACCGCCGUUAGCGCCGCCAGCGCCCGGGCUCUAUGGGGAGAACAUGGCUCCCUUCCCUGAGGAGGUGGACGUCUUCUCGGCUCCGCACUGGCGGAUGAAGCAGCUCGUGGGGCUUUACUGCGACAAGCUGUCCAAGACCAACUUCUCCAACAACAAUGAUUUUCGGGCUCUUCUGCAAUCUCUGUAUGCCACAUUCAAGGAAUUUAAAAUGCACGAGCAGAUUGAAAAUGAGUGCAUCAUUGGUUUACUUCAGCAGCGUAGCCGGACGGUGUACAAUGUGCACUCAGACAACAAACUCUCCGAGAUGCUCAGCCUUUUUGAGAAAGGGCUAAAGAACGUAAAGAAUGAAUACGAACAGCUAAACUAUGCGAAACAACUGAAGGAGAGAUUGGAAGCCUUUACGAGGGAUUUCCUUCCUCAUAUGAAGGAGGAAGAGGAGGUUUUUCAGCCAAUGUUGAUGGAAUACUUCACUUACGAAGAACUGAAAGAUAUUAAGAAGAAAGUAAUUGCACAACACUGCUCACAGAAGGAAGCUGCAGAAUUCAGAGGUCUUAGUAAGUGGAAUCAAGCUGAAGAGCUUCAGAAGGUCUUUAAAUAUUCUGUGGAUGAGAAGACAGAUCAAGAAGCUGAAGUAACCGGGCACACAACAAAUAUUACUAAUCUUCCUCCUGAAGUGAUGGUGACCAUUUUCAGUUACCUUAACCCCCAGGAACUAUGUCAGUGUAGCCAAGUAAGCACUGAAUGGUCACAGCUGGCUAAAACUGGAUCUCUUUGGAAACAUCUUUAUCCUGUUCGCUGGGCCAGAGGUGACUGGUACAGUGGUCCUGCAGCAGAUCUUGAGAUGGAACCUGAUGAAGAAUGGGUAAAAAAUAGAAAAGAUGAAAGUCGUGCUUUCCAGGAAUGGGAUGAAGAUGCUGACAUAGAUGAGUCUGAAGAAGCAGCAGAAGAUUCACUUGCCAUUAAUAUAGCACAGAUGGAGAAGCGUUUACUUCAUGGCUUAAUUCAUAAUGUUCUCCCACAUGUAGGCUCCUCAGUGAAGACAUUAGUACUGGCCUACAGCUCUGCAGUGUCUAGCAAAAUGGUUAGACAGAUCUUGGAGCUUUGCCCCAAUUUGGAAUAUUUGGAUCUCACUCAAACUGAUAUUUCAGACUCAGCAUUUGAAAGUUGGUCUUCAAUUGGUUGUUGUCAAAACCUUCGCCACUUUGAUCUGUCUGGAUGUGAAAAGAUCACCGAUGUGGCCAUAGAGAGGUUUUCCAGAGCUUUGGGUAUCAUAUCAACUCACCAUAACAGAGGCAUUCUGAAAGGCUGCAGAAACAGGAAUGCUAAGACUUCAUGGAAAAACAGAGAGAUUACUCUGCAGUCCAACAAGAAGUAUAAUUGCUUGCAUGAAAUCAACAAUGAAAACCUCAUUGAGGGAACAGACAGUAAGCAUCAUUGGACUAAACCUGACAGCUCUGAAAACUUCAGUUCUGCGUAUGUGUGGAUGCUGAAUGCGGAUGAUUUAGCUGAUAUUGAAGAUGCUGCAGAGUGGAGACACAGAAAUGUUGAAGGAUUUUGUCUUGUGGAGCCGGCAUCCCACAUUAAUUGUGCUGCAUCUUGCUGCAGUAGAGACAUUUAUGGUUUAAGGACUAGAGGGUGGCAGCAGCACUGUGCUUCUACUGACUUCAUUUACUGCGGUCACUCAUUUUGCUGUGGUGGAACAGCACUAAGAACUAUUCGAGCACUUCCAGAGUCCUCUGCACUGUGUAAAAAACCAACAAGGACUAAACAGUCAGAGGAAAAAGACUUGGCAUACUCUGGCAGUGACAAACCAGAUGAAGAGACUGCACGAGUUCUUCAGUUUCUCAGUCUGUCUGGGUGUUACCAGAUCACAGAUCGUGCUCUCAGGGCGUUGACUUUGGGAGGAGGACUGCCACACUUGGAGCACCUCAAUCUCUCGGGUUGUCUCACUGUAACUGGUGCAGGCCUGCAGGAUUUAGUUUCUGCAUGCCCUUCUCUAAAUGAUGAACACUUUUACUACUGUGACAACAUUAACGCAGAUCAGGGAAUGUUUUCGGGGAAGGAGAUUUGUUCUGGGAUCACGUUGGAAAACCCGUCAGUCUUGCAGAACAAAAAAUGGAGCCAACAGCAUGGAAUUUAGCCAUCUUUGAGUAAUAAAGAUACCCUGUUAUCUUUGAAAUAUAAAGGCUUUACUUCCACCUACAGCCUAUUCUCAGAAUUUUUUUUCUAUAAAGUUUGAGCUUGACAGAGGGCCCAGUAUAUGCAGCUUCACUCAUGUUCACUGUGGAGAUCUUGCUGGACUUGUUUGCUUGGCGUGUUUGCAAUUUUCAGACUUUCAUUUCAAAUGCUAUUAUACAUGUAGCUGUUGUACAUAUCUUGUAGCGUUAGUCACAGCUGUUGUACAGCAGUCAUAUGAGCAGAGCCUGUAAACUUGCAUGCAUCUCCAGAUUUAGUUUGUUUGUUUACUGUCAGUAUGAUUCCAGUUCUUGGUUUGCAUAGUAACACUUAGUUUGGAACCUCUGCCUGCUUCACUCUGUGCUGGAGACUUGGAGUUAAAUAACCCUCAGCUGCAGCUGAAAACAAAUCUGUUACGCUCCUCCUAAUUGCUGACUUUGUUGGAUGCCUGAAACACAUUUGUUUCUCCAGUUGUGCUGAACUCAGUAAGAGAACUUGAAUGUUUGAAUUACCUCUUGCACUUAGAAAUUUCUAUUUCCCCCCAUUUUGUCCUGUUCUGUCUUAGCUGUGUUCAGUCUCUGUAUUAUACUUCCAGUUUUAAAGCCUGUAAUGCAGUCAGCUUCAGGGUUAGAAUGUAGUUCCUGUAGUAGUACCUUGCUGCUUUCACAUAGGAUUUAAUUUCUACUGGCUUUUUAAAAUGUGGUUUUCAUGUACUGGGAUUAAAGGAAUAGGGAAAUAUUUGUUAAUAAAACAAAGUUGUGGCAGUUUCUGAUGAUUCACUCUUCUCUUGACACUUAAAAAUGUUUUGGUCACAGCUGGAUCUGUCUUCCAGCAAUGGAACUUUGAACUUAGCAAUUUCUGUUUAGAUCUGUGGACUCCCGUGUGCAGAUUUAUACAGGGGUGCAUUGAUAUUAGACUUCUAGGAGUUUGAUCUCUCCAUAAAUUCUCCAUAUAACAAAGGCACUGUGAUAAUGUUCUGAUGUGUAAUUUCACCAGAGGCUGACAAAGAAUAGCACUUAAGGCCAAUAUUAAUUUUAAAUCUCCAUUUAUGUUUUCAAGAUCAGUGCUUAAUUUGAUCACGUUCUUGUAAUUCCCUUGUAAUGUGCUCCACUACCAUCCAAUGUGGUAUCUGCUGUUGAGAAUAUAGGAGCCUCUCACUGAGCUGCAGUUCUAAACCUGUGCAACUCUUCCCCCUGCUUUGGGCUGUGGCUUUGCAGUGGUGGCUGUGGAAAUGAGGCAUCUUUCCUUCCCUCCUUGUGUUUCUGACAGCUCCUUUUUGCUGCCUUCCUGCUGUCAGUGUUUAUGUAGCUGCUUGGUAAACUAAAUGAAGAACUGGGGGUAGCAGGAGGCCUUUUUCCAUCUCAGAUGGGUUGGGGAUCAGUCCUGCUGUAGACCACAAGUAUUGCUGCUGCCAAAGGUGAGAGCUAAAGGGGUGUGGUGGCAGCAGCCAACUGUGCCUUGCACGAGUGACUCUUCCACCCCAGUUUGGGUUGGAGUGCAUUUUGUGUAAAAUGCUCUACUUCUUUCUAGGAAACUUUGUAUGCCUUACUAAAAGUAAACAAAAUCAAGUAAUCAGGUAGCUAUGUUUCUUUCUUAGCCAGGCACAUUCAUAUUACCAGGUUUUGAAAACACUGAGGGCUAUUCAGGAGGAAGAGGUAAACCUUUGUUCUGGGUCACCUGAAGUAAUCUGAUGUAUGUUUAAAGAGCAUUAUGGUAAUCCAGUUUAGAGGCAGCUAAACCAGUAAUGUAGACAGUGGCAGGUUAGAUGAGAAUCUGAUUAACUUUGCUUCUCCAGGUGAAUGACCCCAAACUUCAUUUUACUUAAGCACUUCACAGUACAGAACAUAGUGAGUAUGUCCUUCUUUGGGAUGUUGUGGUUCUGCUAGUUUUGUCACAAGUAUUAUUACUGGAAGUGUGGCGGUUGCUUCAGAUUACUGUGAUGUGCUGCUUAGCUGUGGCAGUGAUGGGGAAGGUCAGCUCUGAGUUGGAAAGUGCUGCACAGAACGUGCUCUGCUAAAACAACUAUUCAGAACCACCAAGUCUUCUUUUUAAAGAACUUUGGAAGAAGCUUUCAAACUCUAGCUUGUAAGUGAUGCGAAAAAUCAGGUGAACAGAGAGAAUAGAAAAUGAGUUCACCUACAAAUUGAAGUAUUGCUGUUUUCCUUAUUUGUAACCACUGUCCUUGAUUAUAGCUUCAGGUUUAUUUUAUUCAGUCUCAUGCAUGCUAACUUAGUUAUUUUGUAGAAUAUUGCUCCUCGACGUGUGGUGUGAAGCAGAAAACUGAUUUGAAGACACUGUUCUGGGGGAUUAAUUAUGACUUCAUGUUACUGUUCAAGGGGGAAAACAAGCCAGAUGUAGCAUGGUGCCCUUAUUUAUUACAUUAUUUUGCUACUCAUAAAUGUAUUAGAAACACAUUUCAGAAGGAUUUGAUUUGUUUCACAUAUGGAGGGGGGGAAAUGGAUUGUCCUGGUUAGUUCUUUACCAGUUUGCUUUAGUUAAUUAGAAGCGUGCUGCUGAGUUAUGUUGGGUGCCAGAGUUCAGCCAACCCACAUGCAAAUGUUUGUUUCUGAAGCAGGCGUAUGGCUGCAGGAAAUAAAAUCCUAUACUAAUACAUUUUAUAGUUUCUCAUGAUCACUUUUAACACUUCAAAUUAAAGGGAGAACAGUAAGUGAAGGUAAGUGGAGGUGGGUAGUAUUACAGUAUUGGUUUAUACUGUCUGUGCUCACAACUUCCUUUUUGAGGAACUGUUUUAGCUUUUAUGGCUUCUGAUAAAGCACCUUUACUGUCACUGCAGAUUUUUCCUUUUAGUCCUGGAUUUCCAGUCAGAGUACAGGAGCUGUAGCCAACUAUGUUGUGCUUGUGGAGAAACGCUCCAGACUGAGAACUGUUUCCAUAUGAUGGGUUGUUUUCUGUAAUGCCAUGAUGGCAUCCCCUGAAUUUGAAAAAAGCAGGCAUUAAAUACAUGCUAUGGAAAUGUACUUUGACUUUAAAAGGCAGCUGUGGGUGCUUUCUGAAGUUUGAAGAUUGAUGGUUGCUCAUCCCACACCUGUGUCACUGAAUGUUACACUCAUGGCACUAAGCUGUCAGUGUAAAAAAAGAAAACCUAUUAAAAAAAAAAACAACAACUCAGGGAGGUGUUAGUGAUACCAGCAGUGGUAUUUCAGGUGUUCCCAAUGCUGGAUGAAGUUUUGUGUUUAAGCAAACAAACAAAAGAUGUUUUAUGAAUUACAAGGUUAGAAGAUAUCUUCUAAGCCUAUCUUCUUCUUUUCACAUUUGUUCUGUUUUUGUGCAGGUCCUCAUGCUGAAACCGCCAGUGGAUGCCAGAAUUUGCAGUGUGGUUUUCGGGCCUGCUGCCGCUCUGGCGAAUGACCGCUGACUUCUGAUCUUUCAGUCUACUUCAUUUAGCUGAGCAGGCUUCCUUUCAUGCACUUUACUUACAGUUUGCAUCUUGUGUUAACAAUCCUUGGAGUGAGAUCUGUUAUACUAGCCUUGACCCUGCCCGUAACUUCAGAAUCUUAAGUGUACUGUACAGUGUUGUAACAAUCUCACGAUCUCAUUUGGUUUGAAAGGUGUUGGGUUUUCCUUUUAUUUUGGGAAGAUGGGAAAACAUGCAGAUUUUUUUUAAUGCCACUUUCUUCCAAGUUUGGCACUUAAAUAUACUUUAAUGGAUUAUUUUGUGUUAAGUGAAUGGUUUCUUAUUUUUAAUCCAUCAGUACAAUAUAAAGCUCUGCGGCUAAUUUGAAAUGUAUUGUUUGCAUUUGGGUAACAGUAAUACAUCUUUAGGAGCCUUGUUUCUCCCCCUUUCCUCUCAUCUUGAAGUUGUCCUUUAUAUUGCAAAAUUAGGGUAAUUCCCACUUUCCUUUUGCAUUUGGUUUUGUAUUUGGGCUUGAAAGACAUACUCAAAUAAAACAUUCCCACCACUAAAAACUUGAUGUA
Molecule: messenger RNA, 6160 nt
Organism: Phasianus colchicus (ring-necked pheasant)
Lineage: Eukaryota; Metazoa; Chordata; Aves; Galliformes; Phasianidae
Gene: FBXL5
Product: F-box and leucine rich repeat protein 5
Biological process (GO): SCF-dependent proteasomal ubiquitin-dependent protein catabolic process; intracellular iron ion homeostasis
Cellular component (GO): SCF ubiquitin ligase complex
Molecular function (GO): protein binding
Source: RefSeq, a predicted model, not a curated record